Molecule: messenger RNA, 2960 nt
Organism: Anolis carolinensis (green anole)
Lineage: Eukaryota; Metazoa; Chordata; Lepidosauria; Squamata; Anolidae
Gene: fdps
Product: farnesyl diphosphate synthase
Exons: 10
Coding region: 163-1218 (351 amino acids)
Biological process (GO): trans, trans-farnesyl diphosphate biosynthetic process
Cellular component (GO): cytoplasm
Molecular function (GO): (2E,6E)-farnesyl diphosphate synthase activity; dimethylallyltranstransferase activity
Source: RefSeq, a predicted model, not a curated record
AAGGGGCGCAGGGCGGAGCUGUGACAGAGCAAGGACUACGAAUCCCGAAAGGCACUUCGGCGCGGCCGGCUUUGUAUACUCAGGGGUGGAGGCGGCGCUGGGUGAGACCAGGACAGGCGGCGGGACAGAGAGAGAGUUUGCUAAGCGUCCCGAGUAGGAAGGAUGACUUGCAAUGGGAAUCACGCCGCAAGAGCCACCGACCGGGAGCGCUUUGUGGCCUUUUUCCCCCAAAUUGUGAAGGAUCUGAUUGAGGAUGAGCUGCACCAGAAGGACGUAUCAGAAGCCUUCUCCCGCCUGAAGGAGGUGGUGGAAUACAAUGCCAUUGGCGGGAAGUACAACCGGGGCCUGACGGUGGUGUCUGCCUUUGGGGAACUGGCUGGGCCGGAACAGCAGGAUCCAAAGAAGUUCCAGCACGCCAUGGUUGUGGGCUGGUGCGUCGAGCUGCUCCAAGCCUUUUUCUUGGUGGCCGACGACAUCAUGGAUGGCUCCCUGACACGGCGGGGGCACCCUUGCUGGUAUAAAAAGGAAGGGGUUGGCUUGGCGGCGGUGAACGACUCCCUUCUGCUGGAAUCGAGCAUCUACCGCCUGCUGAAGCGACACUGUCGCGGCCAGCCGUACUACCUGAACCUCUUGGAGCUGUUCCUCCAGUCGGCGUACCAGACGGAACUCGGUCAGACCCUGGACCUGAUCAGCGCCCCUCCGGUGGACCUGGACAGCUUCACGGAAGAGAGGUACAAGGCCAUUGUGAAAUACAAGACGGCCUUCUACUCCUUCUACCUCCCAGUGGCGGCUGCCAUGUACAUGGCUGGCAUUGAUAGUGAGGAAGAGCAUUCCCACGCCAGGACUAUCUUACUCGAGAUGGGGGAAUUCUUCCAAAUCCAGGACGAUUACCUGGACUGCUUUGGUGACCCGGAUGUGACGGGGAAGAUCGGGACGGACAUCGAGGACAACAAGUGCAGUUGGCUGGUGGUGCAGUGCCUGAAGCGGGCCUCGCCGGAGCAAAAGCAGAUCCUGGAGGCAAACUAUGGUCAGAACGACCCGGAGAAGGUGGGGCGGGUCAAGCAGCUCUACGAGGAGCUGGACCUGAAGACGGUCUUCCAGAACUACGAGGAGAGCAGCUACCAGCGCCUGUUGGGCCUCAUUUCCCAGCACGCCCUCCGCCUGCCCGCCCAGAUCUUCCUCGGCCUUGCCCAGCUGAUCUACAAGAGGCAGAAGUGACCGGCUGGACCUUAGAAAGCCAGCCCGUUGUUUGUGUGGUCUUUGUUUCCUGCAGGACUUUAGUUGCCGGUUAGCGGGCGCCUUUGGGGAUUUUGGGCUGCAAUGCCCCAAAACGGUUCUCAGGAGGCACAUCGUGCUUCCAGGUUGCUUCCCAGAGUUGCGUGUGAGUUUUUUGACAAAAUAUUUCUCACCAAGGAGAAGUCAUGUCCUAGAAAUUAAUAAAUACUCCUUGUGCUUGGCAUGUUACAAAAUCCUAACAUCCUUGAAGAAUUCACAGUUCAAACCAGUUCCUUCCAGUUUUGCAUUAAAAUAAUAACAACAAUUAUUAUUAUUAUUAUUAUUAUUAUUAUUAUUAUUUGAAACACAACAAGGUGAGUCCACAGCAGACAUUCUGCUGGCUGUUGAAUUUGACCACACGUCGGACACAUCCCAAGUAUGGUCAAAUUAUUAUUAUUAUUAUUAUUAUUAUUAUUAUUAUUAUUAUUAUUAUUAUCCCACCUAAUAAUAAUAAUAAUAAUAAUAAUAAUAAUAUGUUACAAAAUCCUAACAUCCUUUAAGAAUUCACAGUUCAAACCAGUUUCUUCCAGUUUUGCAUUAAAAUAAUAACAACAACAAUUAUUAUUAUUAUUAUUAUUAUUAUUAUUAUUAUUUGAAACACAACAAGAUGAGUCCACAGCAGACAUUCUGCUGGCUGUUGAAUUUGACCACACGUCGGACACUUCCCAAGUGUGAUCAAAUUAUUAUUAUUAUCAUUAUUAUUAUUAAGUGGUAUAUUAUUAUUAUUAUUCCACCUAAUAAUAAUAAUAAUAAUAAUAAUAAUAAUAAUAAUAAUGUUACAAAAUCCUACCAUCCUUAAAGAAUUCACAGUUCAAACCAGUUCCUUCCAGUGUUGCAUUAAAAUAAAAUAAUAAUAAUUAUUAUUAUUUGAAACACAACAAGAUGAGUCCAUAGCAGACAUUCCGCUGGCUGUUGAAUUUGACCACAUGUCGGACACUUCCCAAGUGUGGUCAAAUUAUUAUUAUUAUUAUUAUUAUUAUUAUUAUUAUUUAUGUGGUAUAUUAUUAUACCACCUAAUAUAGUAAUAAUAAUAAUAAUAAUAUUAAUAAUAUGUUAUAAAAUCCUAGCAUCCUUUAAGAAUUCACAGUUCAAACCAGUUCCUUUCAGUAUUGCAUUAAAAUAAUAAUAAUAAUUUAUAUUAUUAUUAUUAGGGUGGUAUAAUAAUAAUAAUAUUAAAAAUUAUUAUUAUUAUUUAUAUACCACCCUCCUCCUCCUCCUCCUCCUCCUCCUUCUUAAGAAUUCACAAUUCAAACCCGUUCCUAACUGUGUUGCAUUAAAAUAAUAAUAAUAAUUGAUAUUAUUAUUAUUAUUUAUUCACUUCUGCCCCGCUUUUCUCCUGUGGGUGGGAUUCAAAGCGGCGUAUGACGUAUACAAUUCAUACAAAUACAUCAGGCAGCAAUACAUAAUCAAUUAAAACAUUGUAUCCCGAUAUAAAAACCCAAUGUUAGGGGGGUCAGUGCCUUCUUCUCAUUCGCACACAAUACCUCCUAGGAAAAUAAUGCAGUCGGGGAUUGUUUUUCUGCCUUUUCUUUUGCCCAAAGCCAAGGGAAGAAGCUGGCAGGCCUCCAGAAAUCAAUAUUUUCAUGCAAACCAUAAUAUGUCUCUGAUCUGUAUGUAUCUGUUAAAGAACGGAAUGUAUCGAGAAUCAAAUACAAGAAGGAGCAAUAAAUUAUUUCAAAACCUUA